UUGAGAAGCCUUCUGCACACCCUUAGCAAAAUCACUGUGUUUCAAAACGAGUUUCUCUCUCACCCACCAAAAUAUCAAACGAAAAAUCUUCAAUCUCUCCUCACUUUUAAAACUAUUUUUAAUUAAAUUCUCGUGAUAAAAUCUCUCACAAGGUUUAUUUAUUUUUGAUUCUCCAGUAAUCUCUUCUCAAACUUUUCAAGUUUUAAUCCCUUUCUUUUCGCUAUUUUUCAUUUUGAUGCGAAUAUAGAGAAUAAAAAAAAAAAGAGUAUUGAUGGAGGAAUACAUGGAUCUUCGACCACUGAAGUACACAGAGCACAAAACAUCAGUCACUAAAUAUCUCCCCGGCGAAACUCGACCUGACUCUGUGAGAAUCGUUCGUGUCUCUAUGACCGAUCCUUACGCAACCGAUUCAUCAAGUGGCGAAGAAGAAGACUUCCUCUUCCCUCGCCGACGAGUCAAGAGGUUCGUUAACGAGAUCAAAGUCGAGCCAGGCUGCAACAACAUCAACAUCUCCGGCGUUUCCAUGAAGGAAAGGAAGAGACUCUCCGACGAAACUCAAUCUCCGGCGGCUUCGAACCGUCACCGUUCUCUCAAAGUCUCAGUCUCCUCCGGCCAAAAUGGGAGGAAGUUCCGCGGCGUUAGACAACGGCCGUGGGGGAAAUGGGCGGCGGAGAUUCGAGAUCCGGAGCAGCGCCGGAGGAUUUGGCUUGGUACUUUUGAGACGGCGGAGGAAGCUGCUGUGGUUUAUGAUAACGCUGCUAUUAGACUCCGUGGACCGGACGCUUUAACCAAUUUCUCGGUACCGCCUCAAUCUCAAGAAGAUGAAUCAGAACCGGAACAACCGGUUAUUGAUAAACCGGAAAGCAUCAUUACAACAACAACAACAACAUCAAGUUCUGAAUCAACCGAAGAUUUUCAGCAUAUUUCGUCUCCUACAUCCGUUCUCAAUCUCCAGUCAUCCGACGAAAUGCAACAAAUACCGCAGCCGUUUAAAUCGGGUAAACCGGAACCGGAGAGUUCAGAUGCACCAUGGUGGCAUACCCGGUUUAGUACCGGUUCAAGUGAAUCCGAUGAUUCGUUUCCAUUGGAUACCUCAUUUCUGGACAACUAUUUCAACGAAUCUCCACCGGAGACUUCGAUAUUCGAUCAACCAGUGAGUCAAGUAUUUUCAGGAAAUGAUGAUAUCUUUGGUGAUAUGUUCUUGGGUGGUCAAAGUAGUAUGAACAUUGACGAUGAGUUUACAUCUUCGAGUAUCAAAGACAUCGGCUCAAUGUUCAGUGAUUUUGAUGAUUCGUUGAUAUCAGAACUACUAUUCGUUUAAUAUCAUGAGUGAGUGAGGAGAAGCUAAGAGGAAAACCAUUAGCAAAUAUCUAUGAGGCUACUGAGAAAUUUUGAUGUUUUUUUAUUAUUUAGUCAGCUUUUAUAAAUUUAAUAAUUUAGUUUUGUCAGGAGAUUGUAAAACAGUUUUGGAGAAAUAGUGGCAAAUUGUUAAUGCAUUUUGUUCUUAUUUAUUAAUUAAAUGUGUUAUUAGUUGCA
Molecule: messenger RNA, 1536 nt
Organism: Brassica oleracea var. oleracea
Lineage: Eukaryota; Viridiplantae; Streptophyta; Magnoliopsida; Brassicales; Brassicaceae
Product: ethylene-responsive transcription factor CRF3-like
Exons: 1
Coding region: 272-1321 (349 amino acids)
Biological process (GO): regulation of DNA-templated transcription
Molecular function (GO): DNA-binding transcription factor activity; DNA binding
Source: RefSeq, a predicted model, not a curated record